Messenger RNA from Drosophila erecta, 1930 nucleotides. RefSeq lists its product as uncharacterized. The transcript has 4 exons. Gene Ontology annotation, molecular function: protein binding. The coding region runs from base 342 to 1259 and encodes 305 amino acids. The record is from RefSeq and is a predicted model, not a curated record. Lineage: Eukaryota; Metazoa; Arthropoda; Insecta; Diptera; Drosophilidae.
GUAUUGCAAAGCCGCCUUGCCACGGUCACAUUUCAUUUGGUUAAAAGACUAUAACCGCCUGGUCACACCUUACGGUCCAGAAUUGUUGCCUUUUUAUUUUAUUCCCGCAUUUCUUCGCUUCGAAGCGAUCGCUUUUCGGCUUUCUUCGAGGUCACAGGUCAAGCCAGCGGACGCUGGAAGCCGGAACGUCCCCCGCCCCGCCCCAUUGGCCUUGGCGACCGCCGCUGUUGUUGUUUCUAUCGCCCUUUAAAACCAGCUGCUGCGUCUGUGUGUGCAAAGAAAGGGAGAGAAAGCAAACAAAGGACACAGGCACAGAGAGCGAGAUCGAGACAGAGAACGAGAUGGAUGUGGAGGAGAACUACGAGAACGCCGCCGAGAUGCAGAACAUGAAUAUGAAUCUGAAUCUGAAUCCGAAUCCCAAUUCGGACGGCCAGCAGCAGCAGCAGCAGCAACAACAAAUGCAAUGUGAACCGUUAUUCGGGCUCACAACCAAUACAACAACAACCACAAAUCCCAUGAUGGCCAUACCCCUGCCCGCGCCACCCGGAAUGCUGCCCCACUCCGCCCCGAACAUCAGUCCGAAUUCGAAUCUGAAUCCCAAUUCAAAUCUGAGUACCAGUCCAUCCGCACCAUCCACCAACGCAUCCGCAUCCACAAUCAAGUGUCUGCCGACGAAUGACUUCGAUAUCGAUUCCCUGCUGCUGCAACAGUUCAGCUGCAUGGGCACCACGGAUCACGAGGACCUCAUCAGCCAGUUCCAGAGCCUCAUGAACAACCAGAUGAACCGGGAAUCUGCCAGGUUUUACCUCGAGAUGAGUAACUGGAGCCUACAGAUGGCGGUCGGCUGCUAUCUGGACUUCUGCAGUUUACAGUCGCUGCCUUCAAUGAAGAUCGUCCAGGGAAAGCACCUGAAUGCUCAGCAGCAAGCCUUUCAGCUGCAGAACGAUGGCACCGAGCGCUGGCCGAACAACUGCUAUCUGACCUCGCCCAUCCAGACGCAGCGCAUCAAUGUGCCCGCCCUGCGUCCGGGCGAAACUUGUGAUAUCCUGGCCGAUCUGAUGCCCACGCAACCGCCGAUCAUGUGGCGGUUGUGCACUCCAAAUGGCUGGUACUUUGGCGAUGCCAUAUGGAUGAUUCCGCCGGGCACGCAGGCCAGCCAGGACGAACUGCAGCAGCGGAUGGUGCAGCUGAUCACGUCGGAGGCCAAGCCGGAUGUCUAUCCGCAAAUCAACAUCGUGAUAACCGCUCACACCCAAUGAACGCGGCGUCCAGCAUCUAGCAUCUAGCAUUCGGCAUCCUCCUCCGUUUUCGAGCGUGUUCUUGGUCCCAAAAACUCAUCGAUAGCAUUUCAUAAACCUGCGCGAAUGAUGUAACGUUUACGAUAUGACUAGACUUUUCCUUUCCCUCUUUUUUCAAUAGGCAUUUUCAACUCAGUAAGUUGAUUUGUAUACAGGAAAAACACUUUUAUACACAUGAGUAUGUAGUAGCCAACGCCAUUCACAUGUACAAUACAAUAUAUAAUUGAUAUAUAUACAUACAUACAUAAACUACACAGCCCCAUGUUUAACUAGAGUUUGAGUUCGAUUGAAGGACCCUCUGUUGCACCUCCCACUUUUCCCUAUUCUUAACUUUGGUGUCAGACGGAUCAGCUUUAUAUAUAUAAAUAUAUCGAGAACGGAGCGAAGGGUGCGCAGCAAUAUAUUGAAAGUGAGAAUCAGAAUCGUGUGGCCACAUUAUAUUCUGUUAGUUCUUAGGCGGUAAAAUUGUGUGUGCGUGCGAUUGUUUAAAGCAUAAUUGAACUUUUUUUUCUAUAAAUUAAAUUCCUAUUUUUUGAGUAAUCAAGAUGCAUGAAAGCUGAUAAAAAUGUAACAAAAUUAGACCUAAGUGUUUUAUUGAGCAAAAGCAAGAAUGAAGCGGAAGGAUUAAGAAA